Molecule: messenger RNA, 819 nt
Organism: Penicillium verhagenii
Lineage: Eukaryota; Fungi; Ascomycota; Eurotiomycetes; Eurotiales; Aspergillaceae
Product: DUF1769 domain-containing protein
Exons: 3
Coding region: 1-819 (272 amino acids)
Source: RefSeq, a predicted model, not a curated record
AUGACCCGAUCGGACUCCCACUACCGUAUCAAAGUAACCGCCGGUCCCAGCUAUGACCCCGCAACCCACCAAGAUGUUCAAGUAAACGGCGAAGCAUUAGCCUUGGAAGGCGACCAUGCUUCAGCCACUCUAGCGGUUCGAAUUCAGAAUUUCAAUGGAUACCCGGAGACAUCUCCCCGCACUAGCGAGUAUUUCAAUCACCCUUCUCGCAAGAAUGACACAUAUUCAAUCGCGUUCUCCUUUACUCCCAACGCCGACAUCAAUGGAAAUGACCUGCUGUUUGGGAAUGACUUCGACCACCCCAUCCGCGACCUGCUCCCCAUGGGCUUUAGCAUGGGAGUAGGCAUAGCUCAGCGAUUCAUCGAUCCCACCCUGCAGAUCGACGCUUACGCAGAUAAGCCCUAUAUGUUUAGCCCAGCCUUGGCCAAUUUGAACCAUUUCCGUGUGGGCGCUAAAGAUUCCCGAGAACAACUACUCAAGGGCGACACUGUUGUGGAAGAAGGUGUCGACGAUGGAGAGGACUUGCAUCUUCCAAGUACAGGCGCUGCGCGUCGGAAAUAUUUCCAAGCCGAGGACAAGCGCAAGGCUUUCACUUUUUCGGCUGGACGCCAGUACGUGGGUGACUUUGGGAACUCCUUCUUGGACUUUAAUGAAUUGAGUCUCAAUCUGCCAGGAUUUAGCCUGCCAGUACGUAAUCUGGUGAACAGUGACAACCAUGAACUGCGAUAUGUUCUCAAAGACUCCAAAACCGAUGCGGUCUAUCUGGUUGUUGUAUUUACGGUGAUUCUCGAAGACGAGGAGCAAGGGUCAAAAGCCUAA